GCGGAGUCCAUCGGUAGCGGUUAUUCUCCUCUCUCUCUUCAACGAUCCCGAGCCUGUUUUUGUCGUCGAAGCAAUGGAGGGCGAAUACAAUGGCCACGUCAAGGAAGGAAAGAUGCAUGGGGUAGGGGUGUGCGUCUACACGGACGGCUCGCGCUAUCAGGGCGACUGGAAGGCUGGCCUCAAGAAUGGGCGCGGCACUCAUUCUUUUGCCAGUGGCGACCAGUUUGAGGGCGAGUGGGAGAACGGGUGGAUGCACGGUCUCGGGGUUUACACUUGGAAGAUCGGCGACAAGUACAUUGGCGAGGUGAGCUAUGGCAGGAUUCACGGCUUCGGAACCUACACGUGGCGAACGAAUUCAAAGUACGUCGGCUGCUGGAAGGAGGGCAAGAUGCACGGCCACGGCGUAAAGACGGACCCGCAUGGCAACCUGUUUGAGGGCGAGUGGAGGGAGGGCAAGCCCAUCAUCAAGGACAAGGCCAACCAGUCGCCCGACUUCCUGGCGUGGCUCAACGACUCCGUGGGUGCGGUGGCGGGUCCGCGGCGCAACAAGGAGUACGCCUCGGUAUCGCAGCACGACGAUGAUUAGCCAGUCACGGCGAGUGACAGGGCGCCCCCUGCCGGCGUCUCCAGCUGCGCCCCGUGCGGCAGACUACGCGCUCUACGCACGAUUGUGCCUCUCUCGUACCCAAAAAAAUGCGUAUACUUUGUGUGGGAAAGUUGUGGCCUUCUUCCGUGUGCGAGAGAUGGUCGUUUUUCAUGCAGCGC
This is a messenger RNA of Emiliania huxleyi CCMP1516, 765 nucleotides long. RefSeq lists its product as hypothetical. NCBI's taxonomy places the organism in Eukaryota, Haptophyta, Isochrysidales, Noelaerhabdaceae. Bases 74 to 586 code for a protein of 170 amino acids. The transcript is spliced from 6 exons. The record is from RefSeq and is a predicted model, not a curated record.